Messenger RNA from Panicum hallii, 6014 nucleotides. RefSeq names its product putative disease resistance protein RGA4. Lineage: Eukaryota; Viridiplantae; Streptophyta; Magnoliopsida; Poales; Poaceae. Bases 860 to 5623 code for a protein of 1587 amino acids. The record is from RefSeq and is a predicted model, not a curated record. The transcript is spliced from 10 exons. Gene Ontology annotation, biological process: protein phosphorylation; defense response to fungus. Gene Ontology annotation, molecular function: ADP binding; protein binding; ATP binding.
GGCUAGCUGGUGCAGCAUAAGGCGUCGUUCUUAUCCAUUCCUUUGCUCAUCGUUCUCCACGAACAAGAAUGACCACUGCCUGAUGCCCUGAUCCUCAUCUGUGCAAAUUGAUGGAAGCAAGUCAAGGAGGGGUAGCGGCUACAGGUGGCAGUGGCUGAGCGUUUGGAGUCUGCACGCGCUGCGCUGCGCUACUGCGGGCGAUCAGGGAAGGUCGCCUCGCGCCUUGGCCGCGGCGGCGCUGCUCCUUCGUGCCGCCGGCGUCCUCCCUCCAGGUGAGCUCGAGCUCCACUGAGGAGCAGACCGGGGGCGCCGAGCUGCACGGACGAGGCAGCUGCGACUGCGAUUGGCCCUGGCCGGUGCAGCGGCGCUGCCGAUCGAGUUCCGCUGCUCCGCCCGCCCACGGGGAGCAUCACGCAGGAGCUCCGCGGCGCAGCCGGCCAAGCCGCCCAUCUGCCAGAGGCCGCCCGCGAGGCCGAGCUCCUUCGUCGGCGCACCACGGUCGCCUGCGACGGCGGCCAAGGUCCGGCUUGCCUCCAACAGUGCCUCCUCCCCGGCGAGCUCGCCUCCCCCGCCCUCGGCUCGGAAACCGCGUUGGUGGGUCCCGGUUGUGGUGGAUGAGCGUGCUAUCGAGUGGAUCUGCUAUCGCGAGCUACUAUCGGCCCGUUGGACGUGCCGUUAACGCGACCGUGCUUGUGAGUAGAGCCUCUCUUCAUUGGGCACCCAGGAUCUGUCUGAUUCCCUUUUCAGGCUUUGAGGAUCAGGCCAGCAGAAAGAACAUCCGUAUAGGUGGCGGAAUCUUCUAGCAGCCUAGCACGUUGCAGAAAGAACAACAAGCAAGGACAGCAAGAUCCAGGGUACUAUGGAACCAGAGGAGCUAACAUUUCAGUUAUUACGAGAAAUUACAGAUGGAUUCUCGAAGGAGAGGAAAGUUGGGGAAGGAGCAUUUGGAGCUGUUUACAGGGGAGUGACUAAAAAUGGUGAGGAUGUUGCUGUAAAGAGACUUCGAGAUGGCAAUCAAGAUAUUGAAUACAGGCAUGCGCAGUUCCGAAAUGAGUUUUAUAACCUCACAAAGGUUAAGCAUAAAAACAUUGUACAGUUUCUUGGUUAUUGCUAUGAAAUAGAGCACACAAAUAUAGAGUGCGAUGGGAAAAUUGUAAUUGUUGAGAAGAUACAUAGAGCACUCUGCUUUGAGUAUUUGCACAAUGGGAGUCUUCAAAAUCAUCUUUCUGAUGAGUCUUGCGGGCUUGACUGGCGCACAAGGUACAAAAUUAUUAAGGGGACAUGUGAAGGCUUAAAAUAUAUUCAUAAGGACCUGGAAGAGUCUCUUUUACACUUAGAUAUAAAACCAGACAACAUAUUACUAGAUAAGAACAUGGUGCCAAAGAUUGCAGACUUUGGUUUAUCCAGGAUAUUUGGUGACGAACUGACAAGGACCACACAAAGUCCUUUAGGAACACUUGGGUACCAGCCACCAGAAUACAUUGAUAGAGGUGAAAUCUCAGAGAAGUUCGACAUAUUCAGCUUGGGUGUCGUAAUAAUAAGGAUAGUGUCGGGACUAGAAGGCUACUCCAAACAUCUAGACAUGCCUUCGGAUGAAUUUAUUGAUCUGGUCAACAGAAACUGGAGGAAGAGGUGGCAGGCAACAUGCAGUGGUGGUUUCUUAGUUGAAGCAUGUUGCCACCAAGUAGAGACAUGCACCAAGAUGGCAUUGAACUGCUUGGAGAAAGAUAGCCAAAACAGGCCUGAUAUUUUCAUGAUUAUCAAUAAGCUAAAUGAGAUAGAAACUGGCAUUAACGAGCUUCCCCAGAAAAGACGCAAAACUGGUUAUGGGAUGACAAUGCAUAAUCAUCUGAAGCUGACAAAGGAACAUAAAGUAAUCACUGAUCAACACCAAGAUUCAAAGUCGAUGAUAAGCUCCAGGAGCAAUUUGAUAACAUCUGGCAAUACAAAAGAAAUAUCAUUAGAUGUUCGAGAAGAGCUAAUUGUAGGCAGAGAAAUGAAGAAGAUAAACAUGGCUACUUUACUUGGGAGCAUGCCAGAGAAGAUCAUCAUCCUUCCUAUAUAUGGUAUUGCAGGAAUUGGCAAGACAACCUUUGCAAAACUAAUUUACAAUGAUACAAAUUUCAAAUAUUAUUCGCAGGCCUGGGUCUAUGUGUCCCCGACAUUUGACUUGGAUAAAAUUGGUAAAUCUAUAGUUUCACAGCUAUCUGAAAAGGAGAACCAAGUUGAUGAAAUACAGCAUAUAAGUAGUUGCCUUACCAAACUACUUUCUGGCAAGAAGAUUAUGAUUGUCUUAGAUGACCUUUGGGAGAAUAAUACAUUUCAACUAGAGGAUUUGAAGGCUAUACUAAAUCCUGGUGACAGCGUCAAAAUCAUUGUUUUAGUAACUACACGGAGUGCACACAUUGCGCAGAAAAUUUGCUGUAACAUUGAACCAUAUAAGAUAGAAUCAUUGACAGAUAAAAUGUGCUGGGAUAUAAUUAAACGAAAAGGUGAUUUUGAAGCUAGACAUGACAAAGAAAAGUUGGUGCGCAUAGGAAAAGAGAUUGCCCGGAAAUGUGGAGGUGUGGCCUUAGCAGCUCAAACUCUUGGAUCCAUGUUGCAGUCAAUGAAAUAUGAUCAAUGGGUAAUAGUGAAAGACAGUGAUAUCUGGAAUGAAACUAUUUCAAAGGACGCCUCAUUGCCAAAUCAUGUUCUUGCAUCCUUGAAAUUAAGUUAUAUCAGUAUGGAUGACUGCUUGAAGUCAUGCUUUACUUACUGCGCAAUCUUUCCGAAGGGUCACAAGAUUGUUAAAUAUGAUCUGAUCUACCAAUGGAUUUCUUUAGGUUUCAUCAAGCCGACAAAAAUAUUCUCCACUUCGCAGCUCUGCGAGAAGUAUAUUGCUCACCUCAUGGGACUAUCUUUCCUUCAACAUUCAGUGUCACCAACGACUUAUGGAGCGUAUGGUGAACAUGACACAGCGUUCAUGAUGCACGAUCUGGUGCAUGACUUGGCAAUUUCACUCCUUGGUGACCAAAUUUUUUAUCAGAACAAACAAGCCAACACUGCGGGGAGCAGCUGCUGCUAUGCAUUGCUCGCUGACUGUAGCAAGCCACUUGAGUGGUGCACAUCUUCUCCUGCCAGGCUAAGCGCACUGCAUUUUCUGGACUGUCGGCGAACUGAGCUACAUGGUGCUGCGUUUGAACCUGCUGAGUCCCUGCGAGUGUUGGAUUUAAGCAAGUGCUCAAUACAAAAGUUGCCAGAUUCUAUUGGUCGACUGAAGCAGUUGAGGUAUCUUAACGCUCCAAGGAUCCGGGACCGAAUGGUUCCAGAACGCAUCACAAAACUAUCGAAUUUAAGGUAUCUUAGUCUCCGUGGAUCUUGUGCCAUCCUAGCACUACCAGAAUCGAUUGGAGAAAUGGAAAGUCUGGUGCACCUUGAUUUAUCUGGUUGCUUGGGAAUAGAAAGAUUGCCAGAAUCAUUUGGUAACCUUAAAACUUUGGAGCAUAUGGAUUUUACAAAUUGCAAAAAUGUCACAGGAGUAUCCCAAUGCCUGGCUAGACUUACAAAGCUGCAGUAUUUGAACUUAUCAAAUUGUAAACAUAUUGGACGCCUACCAAGAGAAUUGGCCAGCCUCACAGAACUGCAAUACUUGAACUUGUCUGAUAGCUCAUACCUUUCUGGAAACGAACUUGAUGAGGCAGAAUAUUUGGGAUCCCUCACCAAACUCAAAUACCUGAACCUCUCUUCAAGUAAUCAACCGUGCAUUAACAGGUUGCCUGAAGCUUUGGGUAGACUCACUGAACUCAAGUAUUUGAACUUAUCACAUCAUUUUACCAUGAAAAAAUUACCAGCGUCAUUUGGGAAUCUUUAUAACCUGGUGCACCUUGACUUGUCAGGAUGUUCUUUACUUCAAGGUGUGACAGCAGCUUUGAAUGGGCUUACCAAGCUCCAAUAUUUGGAUUUAUACGCAUACUUCAGUUUUCAUCCCAAGAAAGGGAAAAAGGUUUUAUGCAAUCUCAGUGAACUUCGACAUUUAAAUUUAGGCUGCCCCAUCAGAAGCAUGUCACCUUCCGAUCAAGAUAAAAUAAACGGUCUCCUGGAGUGGAUCUGUACUCUUACCAAUCUAGAGUAUCUGAAUCUUUGUUACAAUGAUGACAUUUCUAGCAUACCUGAAACUAUUGUUAACCUCAGGAAGUUACAUACACUGGACCUUACGUAUUGCCACCGGCUGCAAAGACUGCCGGCAAGUAUAACUGAAAUCGAGAGCUUGAAGUUUCUGCAUACCAAGGGUUGCAGGCAGUUGGUGUUGGAUAAGUCCACGCUACCUCAGCACACGAGCAGCUCAGAAAAUUCACCAUAUUUUGUGGUCCAUAAUUAUGUUGGUGAAUCUAGCAGGCAUCCUUUUCGGGUGGAGUAUGGAAACCAUGGUCGGUUGAAGAUAAGCAGACUUGAAAGCAUGAGGUCGGCAAAAGAGGCACAGACAAUAAAGCUCGUGGAGAAGACAAAUAUUACACGAUUAGCAUUACACUGGACUAGAGAUGCGAUAAGAAUUGUGGAUGAUGCAGAAGUUUUGAGGGAGCUAGAGCCGCCAUACAGUGUUUCAGAGUUCUGCCUUGAAGGUUAUAAUAGCGUCAUCUUUCCAUCCUGGGUGAUGCGUGUUGGUGCUUAUUUACCUGGUCUGGCCAGUAUUGACUUCUCGGACUUGCCCAGUUGCAACAACCUGCCACCACUUGGUCAGUUACCAAACCUCGAGCGGCUGAAGAUGAGACGAAUGGACAGCAUUAAGAAGAUUGAUGCGGACCUGUAUGGGGGAACAGGAGCAUUUCCUCGACUUGAGCAUUUUCGCAUAGAUGGUAUGAAAUGCCUGGAAGAAUGGAACACGGCCUACUCGAGUGACGAGGACGGUUUCGUGUUCCCCUGCCUCAAUUUUGUAGAGAUAAGACACUGCCCAAGGUUGAGGUUCAAACCACGCCUGCCACCAAGUAUCCACGACUUGCGGGUAGACAGUAGUGAUGAAGUAAUGUUGUCAGGGGGGGAUGCUGUUGCCAUGGGUGCCUCCACAGCCACACGACUUUAUGUGGAAUGCUGUGUGGUGCCUCUGCAUCGGUGGAGCUUGCUUCGCCACCUCCCAUGCCUUGAACGUUUAACCAUUAUAAACUGCAGCGAUCUCACAUGCAGCUCAACGGAAUUUCCUCAAGGUCUCAACUCCCUGAAGAUUCUAACUGUGGAUGGUUGCAAAGGCGUCGCGUCCCUGGCGGAGAGCUUGGGAGACCUCACCUCUCUCACUGAACUUGGGGUACUUAAUUGCAGGGACAUCAGGACACUGCCAGACACCAUGUCGAAACUCACCUGCCUGCAAACUCUAAUAGUGCAAGGUUGCGAAAGUAUCACGUCGCUGCCGGAAUGGUUGGAGGACCUCACCUCUCUCAUGGAACUUGAGAUAGGUAAUUGCAGGGGCAUCAAGACUCUGCCAGGCACCAUACAGAAACUCACCCACUUGCAGCGCCUGGAGGUUUUUGGAUGCCCUGAACUAAUUCGGUGGUGCGAAUCUGGGGAGAACGAGAUGAAGCUUGCUCACAUACAAGAGAAAAAUUUUUUGCCAGGACUACUGAGUGAUGAAGAGUCAGGAACUUAUGAAUAGUCAGAAACUGAUGAAGAGUGAGAACAAUGAACAUUUCCUCAGGUGGCUGGAGAUCAGACGGAUGGACAGCGUUAAGAAGUUUAACGCGGACCUGUACGGGGGACCAGGAACAUUUCCUCGAGUUGAGGAGUUUCUAUUAGUUGAUUUGAAAUGCCUUGAAGAGUAGAAGCCUACUCAGUUGACGAGGACGAUUUGAAUGAGCCAGUGUUUUGGGAAUAAGUCACUGCCCAAGGUUGAGGAUAGUUUGUGUACUUGAACUGCACCUACAACUCUUAUUAGCAUGGGAUCUAUUGUAGGGUGUGUAUCUUAGAGGGCUUAUCUCGCAUGAACUUGCAUUGCGUGCUUUGAUAUUAUAUUUUCCUAUGAAUACAUAUGUGCAACCAUACUCCUA